Molecule: messenger RNA, 381 nt
Organism: Penicillium subrubescens
Lineage: Eukaryota; Fungi; Ascomycota; Eurotiomycetes; Eurotiales; Aspergillaceae
Exons: 2
Coding region: 1-381 (126 amino acids)
Source: RefSeq, a predicted model, not a curated record
AUGGCUAUCCCUAUCAACAACGCUACCACCUACCAAGCUCUGCAUGGUCUCGAUCUGACUUCCUCAGAGGGACUCGAGCUUCAGCACCAGAUCCAGGAUGCUGUCGCUCUGCUUCCUAUGACCAGAGCGCCCCCCUAUUGCAAUAGAUUCCGACUUCCUUAUCGCCCCUACGCAUGUAAAAUUCUGGCCUUGCGCAAAUCUGAAAUGGCGGAGUGUGAGGGCUGCGACUCCGCUGAGGCUCGCAUCGAGGAUCUCAAGGGACAGCUCACCGAGAAGGAUGAGCUGAUUGCUUGCCUUAAGGCUCAGCUGGAGGCCCCGGUGAAGUCUCAGGGAAAGACAUCAACAUCACGACGGGCUCAGUUUCGAAGAUACCUCAAUUGA